Molecule: messenger RNA, 1416 nt
Organism: Melampsora larici-populina 98AG31
Lineage: Eukaryota; Fungi; Basidiomycota; Pucciniomycetes; Pucciniales; Melampsoraceae
Exons: 5
Coding region: 141-1328 (395 amino acids)
Cellular component (GO): cytoplasm
Molecular function (GO): ATP binding; ATP hydrolysis activity; GTP binding
Source: RefSeq, a predicted model, not a curated record
CUCCAUUUCUCCUCAAAACUUUCAUCAGAUCAUCACUUACUCCUCAGACUUUCCUUUCUUACCCAAAUCAGCCUCGCCAUUUCACUACCUCAUCUCUGUCACUCUUCUCAUCCACUUCUGCUCAUUUCAUCAAGAAAAGAAUGCCACCCAAAAAGACAGUAGUAGAGAAGAAGGCCCUACUUGGUCGGCCAUCGAACAAUCUCAAGAUUGGUAUCGUUGGUAUGCCCAACGUAGGAAAGAGUAGUCUUUUCAACGUCAUCGCCAAGUGUGAUCUGGGCAAGAGUGCCAACUUCCCUUAUGCUACAAUUGAUCCUGAAGAAGCACGGGUCCCGGUCCCUGAUCAACGAUUCGACUGGCUCUGCAGUGUUUACAAACCUGCCAACAAGAUACCCGCCUUUCUCACCUGUAUUGAUAUCGCUGGUCUUACCGCUGGUGCAUCUACAGGGGCUGGUCUCGGCAAUGCUUUCCUUUCACAUGUCCGAGCCGUCGAUGGAAUCUUUCAAGUUGUUCGAGCUUUUGAUGAUGCCGAAGUUAUCCAUGUGGAAGGUGAUGUGAAUCCUAUCCGAGAUAUGGAAAUCAUCUCUACUGAACUCAAGUUGAAAGACAUUGAGUGGGUCGAGAAACACUAUGAGACGAUCAAGAAAGCUUUCCGUGGUACCGGUACAGCUAAUCUCGCUGAUAAGGCCAAGAAGGAAGAGAUUGAUAUCACUGGUAAAGUGCUCGCGUGGCUCAAAGAUGAAGGUCGUGACGUUCGGAAAGGAGAUUGGUCUAACAAAGAAAUCGAUGUCAUCAAUUCUUUGCAACUGCUCACCGCCAAGCCAGUCACCUAUCUCAUCAACUUAUCUGAAACUGAUUACAUUCGCAAGAAGAACAAGUGGCUAGCGAAAAUCAAAGCCUGGAUCGACACCAACAACCCCGGCGAUCUCCUGAUUCCCUUUUCCGUCUCGUUGGAGGAACGUUUACUGCAAAUGGGUGUUGAUGACGAGGUUCCAGAGCGGAAAGAAGAACUGACCAAACUCGGAACUACCUCUGCUCUCGGCAAGAUCACCACCGCUGGUUAUGCUAGUCUUCAUCUUAUCCGUUACUUCACAACGGGUCCUACUGAGGUCCGAGCAUGGACAAUUCGGAAAGGUACCAAAGCACCCCAGGCAGCGGGUGUGAUUCACUCUGACUUUGAAAACAAGUUUGUUUGUGGUGAGAUCAUGGCAUACGAUGAUCUGAAAGAACAUGGAUCAGAAACAGCUGUCAAGGCUGCUGGAAAGUAUCGACAACAAGGGAAACCUUAUGAGAUGCAAGAUGGAGAUAUUGCAUUUUGGAAGCAUGGUUGAACACAAAUGAACUUUGGGAUUUCAUCUUUGUACUGAGUAGUGUAGUAGUUUGAAAUUGUACUGUGGCUGUCCCACAAGUCCUAAGCUC